AUGGGGAGGCUUUUUACCCAUUCAAUAUUUUGUUGUGACUGCACACUAUGUGGUAUCAAGCUUGACAACUUGAACCCCCACGACCUUGACGAUGAAAUCUAUGCUGAGUCACCCCCUCGUUGGUAUCCAGAGUUAUGGAAACAGGACAAUGUCGUGCUGUCGGGCACGUGCUACUGGAAGCGUCUAGAUCCUUUCAAGAUCUUAUCUGUUGAUACGAUCGGUUGCGAUCCGGUCGAUGAUCAGACUGACGAGAAAGGAUCGUACAGGACAGUUGUGUUGAAGCAUGUAAGCCCAUAUGCUGGUUUCAUUAUACCACAACUUCCAAACUGGUAUUGUUCGGCUCGUGACCGCGACCUCUACUUUAUCGCACUGCAUGCUCCUUGCUUACGUAUUGCUAAACUCGUUAUGACACUAUCUCGAGAUGCACAUCUCGGCACAGUGGGCGACCUAUGGCUCACGCUUGAGCGGCGUUCUGAAAAUGUAUUCAACCUUCAGAACAAGAAAGGAGAAUGCAGAAUUGAACCGCCGUUCAUCCCCGGCAUUCCCGAGGAUCCUCCCGAACGCCGCCCGAAGACAGGACCGGUCAGAAUCGGGCUCAGUCGGUAUUUUGUUGAUGCGGAUCGUGUUCUUGGAGCAGUAGAUGAUGAGGAUUGGGAGGAAGAAUGCCAUGGUCCACGCCUUACAGAUCGCUGGUGGAAUGAUGAUCCAGAAUACAUCCCUGGCCUAACAAAUUCCCUUCUCUCAAAUCUUGACGAAUACCUACCAAGUCGACACCCCCUGCCCAGUUUCAGAGAUCGCUUCGAAGUCUUACCUCAAGAGAUCAAAGAUCGAAUACUAUACUUCCUGCCAAGUAAACUUCCUUUGGCAUCCACAUACCUGCUGGAUCAAUCCUACUGGUACACUGUGUUCUUGCAGGUUCCAUUCCUUUGGGACCUCGAUCUCGCUAUGGUACAGGCGAAACUCGGUGGGAAUACGACCGAUGGCCAAAACAUUGCCAAACAGUAUAAUUGGGAGAAGCUCACGCGGCAGGUUCUUACACCAAUGGAUGUAGUCGAUCCAGAUGUACAGCCACCGUUACCUGGCUCAUAUGCCCGGGUUGGGUUGAUGGUUCCGCAUGGCUUUCAGAAUCGACGGCGUAUCUGGCAGAUUGUUGAAGAGAUGUAUCCAAAUGACGUCCGCAUGGAUGAAAAUUAG
Molecule: messenger RNA, 1194 nt
Organism: Fusarium sp. VM40
Lineage: Eukaryota; Fungi; Ascomycota; Sordariomycetes; Hypocreales; Nectriaceae
Source: the annotation of a GenBank genome assembly